Molecule: messenger RNA, 6842 nt
Organism: Dermacentor silvarum
Lineage: Eukaryota; Metazoa; Arthropoda; Arachnida; Ixodida; Ixodidae
Biological process (GO): transmembrane transport; sodium-independent organic anion transport
Cellular component (GO): membrane
Molecular function (GO): protein binding
Source: RefSeq, a predicted model, not a curated record
UCAUCGACCUGAUGAGAGCACUUGAAAGAAAAACCUCGUGCCGUUGCCUCGCGCGUUGCGACUUGCCAGUUCACCGGACCUUCACUUUCCCACCGGCUAGAAAAUUUCAGGCGAAAACAUGCCUUCAAAAAGUACAAAAUUUCAGCCACUACCGACGUCAGACGCUGCCACAACAUUCGAAGAAGCCGACCCGGACUACCUGUGCGGAAUCUUCAAUUACAGGCCACGAUGGAUGCAGCGAUUUGCGAGAACCCACUACUUCCUAGUGUGCUACAUCAUCUACGGCGUGUGCCAGGGAGCACUCAAGGCCUACCUCAACGGCUGCAUAACCACCAUAGAGCGCAAGUUCGCGCUCACCGGUAAAAUGUUCAGCGUCAUACUGAUCGCGGACAACGUGAGUUCUCUGUUUGCCAGCCUUUUAAUUGGUUACUAUGCCCGCAAAGUGAGCAGACCCAGGAUGAUAGCGUUCUCUGUCUCAAUGUCUGUCCUGGGCUGCGUGCUAGCGGCCCUGCCAUAUUUCAUCUAUGGACCCGGUUUCAUCGGUGACUCUCAAGGACAACCAGCUCUCCAAGGAGAGGAACAAGAGUACCAGGUGAUAGGGGAUUCUAAGAAAGAGUUCUGCAGUCGUACGGACGGCAGUGAGGCAUCUGUGGCUCGCGACCAAUCACCAGCUGCCACUGCCAUACUCGCCGUGUGCAUUCUCUUCAUUGCGAAUUUCUUCAAUGGCUUCGGCGGAGCAGCUUUCUACAUAUCAGGCACAACCUACACGGACGACAAUGCUAAGAAGACAGAUUCGAUCAUCUAUUUUAGCAUUGUGUUCUCACUCCGAUUCCUGGGGCCUAUGCUUGGAUAUGUUAUGGCAUCAGUAUGUCUCCGGAUUUACGAGUCACCAUUCGAGACUCCAAGCAUCACUGCAAAACACCCGAAGUGGAUUGGAGCGUGGUGGCUGGGCUUCAUCCUGUGGGGUGUAUCACUUGUCAUCAUUUCGCUGCCCAUGUCUCUCUUUCCAAAGCACAUAAGGAGACAGUCGCACUCGCUCGACAAGCAACAGAUGCAGAAGGUUUCCUCUUCCGAGUCAACUCCUGAUACACUCAGAGAAAAAGUCGCCGGUGAUUUUGCAGAAUUCCGGCGGUCAUUCGCAAGGCUGUGUAAGAAUCCUGUCCUCAUGUGGAAGAUUGCAACCGUGAUGUUCGUCUUCAACGGUAUUGGGGGCUACAUUACUAUGUUCCCCAAGUAUGUCGAAAUACACUACAGGGUGUCGGCUUCAAAUGCCAGCCUUUUUACAGGUCCGACAAAGAUUCUGGCCAUGAUGCUGGGAAUGUUUCUUGGUGGUCUGAUGAUCAGAUUCUUUAAACCUAAGGCCCGUACCAUAGCCCUCAUGGAGGCGGCCAGUGACCUUAUUGAAAUCAGCUUCCUCAUCGCUGGCAUGUCCCUCUCCUGUGCGGGUUGGCAGCUUGCUGGAACCAGCAUGAGCACUUCCAGCAGCCUGUCUAUAACCAACGACUGCAACAAGGAUUGUGGCUGUACAGGCAGUUCCUUUCAGCCAGUGUGCCACGUGUUGGAGAAAGCGACGUAUUUUUCGCCUUGCGCAGCUGGCUGCUCCGAAGACGGAAAUGGAACAAUGCACUGCAGCUGUCUGAUGAACAACGGCACCACAGAAGAUGCUGUGGUGACGGACGGCUUCUGUGAAUUUGGAUGCGACAGCCUUUUCAUUCUUGUCGCCCUGACCAGCGUCAGCAAACUCUUGGCGCAGCUACCGAGGGUCGGAGGAGUGAUUGUCAGUUUCAGAUGUGUUGAUCCAGCGGACAAAGGCCUUGCAGUAGGAAUGAUUGGAGCGGCAUUUAAUCUACUAGCCGCCGUGCCGUACCCGCUCAUCUACUCGGCACUGUUCGACGCGACGUGCCUUGUGUGGGACGAGCGAGGCGGCCAUCGAGGCAACUGCUCGUUCUACGACGCGGACAAGCUGCGGAUCGUCUUCCACGGCGUGACCAUAGCCUUCCUGAGCAUGGGCCUUCUCAGCAACCUGAUGGUAUCCUACUACAGCAAGCGUGUCACCAACUUGUACGGCGAAGCGGACGCCCGUGCUGAGGAGACCGCCGCUGCCGCGUCCGUGUGGGACGACAACUGCCUACGCAUGGUCGAACUGGACGAAGACGCCAUGCGCAAGAUGACUGCCGAGGGAGAAAAACCAGCACAGCAGCAAGUACGCUGCUUCUUCAUGCCUUCUGGAAAGACCCCCAAGUUUGAAUCGGUUCCGACGAAGGACCCGGAAGAUGACGGCGGCGCAAGACGAGAAACGGACCCGGAUUUUAUGUGCGGCAUCUUUGGAUACAGGCCACCAUGGCUCCAGCGAUUCGCCAAGGCUUACUACUUCCUCCUUUUCUACACGCUGUUCGGAAUUUUCCAAGGGGCACUCAAGGCCUACCUCAACGGCUGCAUUUCCACCUUAGAGAAGAAAUUCGGCCUCACGGGCAAGACAUUCGGAGUCAUCCUCAUUGCGGACAACAUAAGCGCGCUCUUCGCCAGCCUGCUCAUCGGCUACUACGCUACGAAGAUCAGCCGUCCUAAAAUAAUCGCAUUCGGUGUUUGGAUCUCCGUGCUGGGAUGCUUCUGCAGCGUGCUGCCGUAUCUCAUCUACGGGCCAGGAUUUAUAAAUCAAGGAGGGCCUAUGCUUGGUGCGAAAUCGCCCGGUGCGUCGCACAGUUCCAGGGCGCAGCUUAAGUUCUGCACCGCGGCAGAACAGGACUUGAGCGAGGGGACAAGCAAUGUAACCGACGAGACACCCGCACCAACAGCCAUUGUAGCCGUAUGCCUGCUAUUUUUGGCCAACUUCCUGAACGGUAUCGGCGGCACGGCUUUUUACAUCUCGGGGGCAACGUACACCGAUGACAACGUCAAGAAGAAGAACUCUCCUGUCUAUUUCAGUUUGAUCAUGUCCCUACGUUUGGUCGGACCCAUGUUGGGAUAUGUGUCGGCAUCUGUUUGCCUGAGCAUCUACGAGUCACCAUUUGAGAAACCGGGAAUCAACCGCAAGCACCCUAACUGGAUCGGUGCCUGGUGGCUGGGCUUCGUCAUUUGGGGUGGCGCCAUGGCACUGAUGUCGCUGCCCAUGUCCCUGUUCCCGAAGCACAUUCGGAGGAGUUCUGCGCACGCGAUCAACGAGACCAAAAAGAACGAACCCAAAUCUCUGGGUGAGAAGAUCGCAAGCGAUGCACGAGAGUUCAAGACUGCUGUGAGCCGCCUUUCCAAGAACCCCGUGUUGAUGUGGAAAAUGGCAACGCUUAUUUUCGUCAUCAACGCCAUCGGUGGCUACGUCAGUAUGUUUCCCAAGUACGUCGAGAACCAGUACCGAGUCUCGGCAUCAAAGGCGAGCCUCUUCACAGGACCCACGAAAGUCCUGGCCAUGAUGGUUGGACUUUUUCUUGGAGGAAUGAUCAUUCGCUUCUGGAAGCCUCGUGCUCGCACAAUAGGCCUGCUGGGAGCCUUCGCCGACUUCAUCAACAUUUCGUUCCUCUUCGCGGGCAUUUUCCUCGGCUGUUCUGGCUGGCAGCUGGCGGGCACACGUGUCGAAAGUGACGGCAGGCUGUCCCUGAGCAAUCCGUGCAACGAGCACUGCGACUGCCCUACUGGACGCUUCCAACCUGUCUGUCACGUCGCUCAGCGGGCCACAUACUUCUCGCCUUGUGCUGCCGGGUGCCUCGACAGAGGAAACGGUUCCAUGGAUUGCUCCUGCAUAACGGAAGCCAUGGGCACCGACACCGACGCAGCAUUACCCAACAUGGCUACCGGAUUUUGUGACUUCCCCUGCCAAAACCUAUUCAUCCUUGUAUCUAUCAUCAGCUUGGGAAAGCUGAUAUCUCAGCUUUCUCGGGUAGGAUCAACGCUCAUCACACUCAGGUGUGUUGAUCCAGCAGACAAAGGAAUAGCAGUCGGAAUGCUCGCCGGCUGCUUAAACUUCCUAGGGGCGAUUCCGUACCCGCUCAUCUACACGGCCAUAUUCGACGCCACCUGCCUCGUGUGGGAAGACCGGGGUGGUCGCCGGGGCAACUGCUCCUUCUACGACGUCGACAAACUGCGCGUCGCCUACCACGCCGUCACGAUCAUCUUCAUGACCCUCGGGCUGGUGUGCCAGCUCAUCAUGUCCUACUACGCCAAACGCGUCACAGACAUGUACGGUGAAGCGGAACUUCGCGAAGGAGACGCCGCUGCGUCCAAGGCAGGGAACGGUGCGCUGGAACUGAACGCUAUCAACGGUGCCCCCGCGGGGAAGACGAUGCCGACUAGCUCUGCGGGAGAGCGUAACAGGGGGGAACCUCGGCGGCCCGUCGAGACGCCACUUCUCAUGAAUGCUCACAAGCAGGGCAGUCUCAACGCCGAAGGCAGCCACGAUGCCGGCGGCGUGCACGGGAGAGCGGCGCCGGAAGCAGCGGAAGCGCCUGCGCCGAAGAAGGACCAAGAUCAGGCGCGGGAUUCGACGCAAGGCGCCGAAAAUGACAGCGACUACCUGUGCGGCGUUGGCAACUACAGGCCGGACUGGCUGCAGAGGUUCGCCACUUCCCGUUACUAUGCCCUCGUGUUUGGUUUGCUGGGCAUCUUUCAGGGUGCCUACCGUACGUACCUGGUCGGGACACUGUCUACCGUGGAGAGGCGCUUCUCGCUGUCGAGUCGCGCCUCUGGCAUCAUAAUGAUUGCCGACGACCUGAGCCCCAUCGUGGCCAACCUCGUGAUGAUGGUGUGCCUGAGGCGCACCAGCAAACCUAACUGGGUGGCCGGAGGCAUGCUGUUCUCGCUUCUGGGAACCAUGGCGAGCUUGCUGCCAUACGUGGUCUACGGUCCGGGAAAGCACCUUCUGGGAGACUUCCAGACAGUCGGUGGCGUCGCCACCCAGACGACCCAGUUCUGUGGCACUUCGGAUGACGAGGCGGCUGCGGCAAGUUGCAAAGCAACCAAGGAGGACGCCGCUUCACUCGGGCCUUUGCUGUUCUUUUUCAUGGGUAACUUCCUGAAUGGACUGGGUGGCUCCGCUUACUACGCCAUCGGGACCACUUACAUGGACGACAAUGUUAAGAAGAAGAACUCGGCUCUCUACUUCGGGUCCUUGUAUGUCUUCCGUCUCCUGGGACCUGUCUUGGGCUUCACACUGGCGUCGCUUAGCCUCAGCUACCCUGAAGAAAUGAAAGGUACGUCCCCGCUUCAGCCUGGCGACCCUCGUUGGAUCGGCGCCUGGUGGUUCGGCUACAUCUUCAUUGGCUUCGGCCUAUUCCUCAGCACACUUCCAAUGCUGUUCUUUCCGAAAAAGAUCCGGUCAAAAUCCGAAGCCAACAAAGGAGACGCGCUGAGCACGGACACGAGUUUGAAAGCGGACCUCAAAGAGGGAUUGCAGGGACUCGCAAGGUUGGCCCGAAAUCCUGUCUACGUGUUUCGCCUUCUCGCAGCAAUCGCGAGCUACAUUGCUCUGGCGGGCUAUUACAUUUCAUUCCCACGUUACACGGAACACCAGUUCUCCCAGACGGCGUCCAAGGCCAGUCUUAUUGCCGGACCUACUUACAUCUUGUCGAACGUGGUCGGCGUCGUUCUGGGCGCCGUGUUCGUGCACAAAGUGAAGCCGACGCCGAGAGUAGUGGGCAUACAGACCGUUUUCGUGGUGUUCGUCGCCGCAGUUGGUAUAACUUCACUCAUGGCAAUAAACUGUGGCUCGAUACAGUAUCCCGUGGUUCCAGAUGCGGCCAGUGGAGUGACCAUCCAAAACCAGUGCAGCGACGGAUGCGACUGCUCCACGAGAGUCCAUCGUCCAGUGUGUGACCAAGAGACAGGAACACAGUACUUCUCGGCGUGCUUUGCAGGCUGUCCGGCCAGCCAGUUCAAUCAGACAGAAUUUAUGGAUUGUCUCUGUCUCCAGUCGGAACAUGGAAUGAAUAAGUUCAACACGGGAAAUGUUUCAAACAGCAAAUGCGAGCAGGAUUGCUUUGACGCCAUGAUGAUCUUUGCUGGUGUGAUCUUCGUGAUUCAAAUUGCACUGGGAAGCACACACGUUGGUUCGACUAUCAUCGCGCUAAGGUGCAUAGAGCCACGGGAUAAAAGUCUCUCCUUGCUCGUCGUGUCAGCUAUCAUGAACGCAUUCGCUUUUAUCCCGUACCCACUAAUCUACGGUGCACUUACGGACGCCUCGUGCAUCGUCUGGGAGGACCGGUGCGGUGAGCGGGGAUCCUGCUGGCUCUACGACCUAAGGAAGCUUCGCUUCCUUAUACACGGUGUCACGACAGCCCUGCUACUCGCCGGCUGCAUCUUCCAGGCCUGUAUGGCAUAUUACUGCAAGCGCAUCAAAAACUUUUACGACGACGAAGUGGAUGACGAAACCGGCAACGGUGAAAAGACUGGUGGUGACGGUGUCCACGUGCCCCUCAGGCUGUCCAUCGCUGAAGGACCUGAGCACCACGCGGGAGGUGCUGGAGCCGAUUACCGCCCGAGAACUCGGACAACGAGUAUCGAUAGCUGGGAGUUUCAAAACUUCAAUCCUCACCAACGUGACCAAGUGAAUGCGCGCACGGACAGUGGCAGUUACGCUCCAUCAUUGUUUGAAUCAUUAGCACGAACGGGUUUUUCAUUCAUAUCGCGUCUUUGUCAUUGUUCUGAAUCGCUCAUGGACUUAACGGAGACGUUGAUUCACGAACACUGAGUGAACAUCACGCGUAACACAGCAUAUGUCUUUAGUUGUCACUCCCCCCACGGGCACUGCAUAAGAUGUGUUUGCCUGCAUGGGCGCGUCGCAUGAAUACGCAAGGCAAGAAGGCCUAAGCCCGCGGUAGUUCCGCUGGAACUAAUAAAGAUUAUUCGCUCCUCUA